AUCAAAGUCUCCACUAAAAAGUUGUUCUUUGAACCCUGAACUGCUUCAUCGCAUUUGGUUCUACUAAUACUCAAGACAGUAUUUCGCCAAACCAUGGGUAGCAAGAGGAAGCGCGUAGCCAAGGACGCUGUCAACGACAACCAACCUGACCAGAAACGGCCAAAGAAGGAACCCCCGGCACACAAUGGCUCGGCCAAAUCCAAAGCAUCAAAAUCGACGAAAGGGCUCGACAAGUCCCUGUUCACUGAACAGCCCUCCGUUGAGGAGCGCAAGAGAGAGCUCAUGCUCUACAACAUGCUGGGGAGCGAAGAUGUUAGCGAACGCAUAGAGGCCGCCGACGCCAUUGUAUCCAGUCUCCUGGGCCAAGAGGGCGUUCCCGAGCCCGUGCUCUUGCGACAUCUCGAAAAGCGCCUGUUCCGCGGUCUCGCAAGUGUCCUUAGUAUCUUGGUCGAGAAGACGCAAGCUGGUGGAAACGUGCCGGGCCAGGAGGAACGAGAUCACUACUUUGGUCAAUUAUUUGGCAUCGAGUGUUUUGUACGCGCCGGCAUUCUCGUUACCGACAAGACGAGAUGGCAUUCGGUUCUAGAGCUCCUUCUGAAGCUGUCAGCGAAGAAGUCCUGGCUAAAGUCACAGUGUGGCUACGUUAUCGUACAGGCCAUCUCGCAGACGAAGAAGAAGCUGGCCGAGAGCACUCUGCAGAAGCUGGCAGAUGAAGGGUUUGCCAAGACACCUGAAGGCGUUGGCAUCUGGAUCGCGGCCCUGGAUCGGUUUCCCGAUAUGAAGACUCCAGCACAAUCGUGGCGAGACCCGUUGGCUGCUACCUCUCUUGCCGCUCUCCCAGCCGCUCUGAAGGACAGUGGCAGGGAAACACCGAAUGAGGAGAACAGCAAGAAGCCUAAGCAGGGCAAUUGGACGGCGCAGCUCCACUUUGUCUGGGACUUAAUCCUCGCUCACUUUAUCAAGCAUGGCGGACAACCCGAGGGCGAGACUGCAGAGCAAUUCAAACAGUUUUGGAUUCGCGUUGUUGACGAAAGCUUCUUCUCAAAGAACGCCUCUGAUAGUCAGAAGUUCUCAGGCUUCAUGAUAUUUCAGAAGAUGCUCGAAGCCGCCGCUGAGUGCUCCUUCAUAGUGGAAGCGCUCUUUAGCAAGAACCUCAUGGUCUGUCUCAUGAACCAAGCUGCCAAGGAAGACCGAUAUCUUCAUCGUGCAGCUAUCAAGGCGCUCAAGGCCAUCGAAGUUGCCAUUGAGAAAACGCCAUCACUCCUGCCUACCAUUCUGCGCGAGCUUCUCGGCAAACAAGGGGCGUACAACUUUGACCAGCGAACAAACACCAAGACGGUAGACAAGAUUCUCCACAACACAACGCCCGCCACCAUCAAGCCCGUGCUUAAGAUAUUGCAGCUCAAAAAUCCUGCCAAGAGUGGUCUUGACGAGACCAAGUACUACCAGGCGCUCGGUAACUAUCUGGUUAGGUUGGCCAGCGUACCUUCUGAGUCCGCCGACGCCAACACUUCCAGCAAGUCCGUUUCCAGCUUGGCGAUCCAGGCGCUAACCGAACUUGCUUAUGCGAAUAAAUCGGUGCCGAUGGAGAUGAGAGAGUCACUUCGGACGAGAGCCAGCUCAGCCUUUGCCAAACUCGUACGGAAGCCAGAGGAUUUUGGGCACUUAUGUGACGCUAUCUUGUCCAUUGAAGUCGAUGUGGAUCCGAACGAUGAGGUUGCGAGCUCUGUUCUUCCCGGCGCGUUCCAACGGUUAAAAGACCUUCUCGACCCUGCAAGGGAGACAGAUUCGACCCGGACGCCUCGACAAGCGUUGGCUUUGCUGCAUGCCGUGGGUGUACUGCAGUUCUACAACCAGGAUCCCGACGUGGUAGACCUCUUUGAGGAGCUUGAAGAGUGCUAUCACAAGCUCGAACGCUAUGGUCACGGGUCUGACGAAGGAAUCUCCGAGUAUCUGGUCGAAAUCCUGCUCGCCAUGGUUGCUCGACCGUCGGCGCUCAUGCGGCAGGUCUCUCUGCAAGUGUUUGAAGCCUUUACUGGGUUCAUGUCGGCCGAAGCACUCAAGCUCCUGACGGAUCCCUUGGUUGCCGAAGAGAGCGCGAAGGGACAACAGGCCCUGUUCAGCACUGAAGAUGAAGACAUGGUGAAUGCCGAAGCCGCUGAUGGCAGUGGAAGCGACGGAGAGGAACUCGAUUCUGAUGUUGAGAUUGUGGAUCUCGAAGAUGCGGGAUCUGAAGACGCGAAUGACAACGAGAGCGAUUCCGAUGAUGGGGAACAAGAGGAAAAAGCUGAAGAUGGCCAAGACAAUGAUCAGGAAGCUCUUGACACUUUGGAUAACGCCCUCGCUGAAGUCCUCGGGAGCCACCGCCUGGACAAGGACGCUGAAGCCGAAUCUGGUGAAGAGUCGGACAUGACCGACUCGGAGAUGAUGGCGGUAGACGAAAAGCUCGCUGAGAUAUUUAGGCAGCGCGCCAAGACGACCAGCAAGAAGAAGGAAAAGAAGGACGCCAAGGACACGGUCAUCAACUUUAAGCACCGUGUUCUUGAUCUUUUGGCCAUCUUUGUCAAGAAGGAGGCCACGACGGGCAACAGGCUUGCGUUUGACAUCUUGAUGCCACUACUCCACCUCGUGCGCAGCACAACGACCAAGGCGCUAGCGAACAAGGCAUGCGAGACGAUCCAAAACUUGUCCAGGGGUCUCCGAAAGGCGCGGGGCAGCCACGCCGAGAUGACGGACAGACUGGAUUUUGAAGCGCUGUUGAAUCUGCUCGAGGAACUCCACGGCGAGGCGUCCAAGGAUCCAUCACACGCCUUCGCCAAGGCCGUCUCGGCAGCCAGCUUGGCUGUGGCGUCCGUCUUGUGCAGCGAAAAGGAGAGAAGGGCACAAGUCUUUCAGAUGUACGCGAGCACACAACUGAAAUGGUUCCAGGGCGAGGUCAAGAUUCAGCCGGCCUUCUUCUCGGAUUGGCUGAACUGGUGCCAGAGCCACGCCAGCACUGCGGCGACGACGCAGGAGACUAAGUAAAUGCAUCAGCGCAUGCAGGGCUUCCUCAUAAUAUCCUGAGUGAAAUUGGAGUAUUUCAACUUGCAUAUUUGUGUGAAUGACUGCUUCAAGCUGGGCGGAGGAUUGAUACAUUUCCCUAGCCGCAAUCGCGACACAGCCGUGAAUG
Canariomyces notabilis is the source of this 3169-nucleotide messenger RNA. RefSeq lists its product as uncharacterized. Gene Ontology annotation, cellular component: nucleolus. Lineage: Eukaryota; Fungi; Ascomycota; Sordariomycetes; Sordariales; Chaetomiaceae. The coding region runs from base 94 to 3024 and encodes 976 amino acids. Gene Ontology annotation, biological process: regulation of DNA-templated transcription. The record is from RefSeq and is a predicted model, not a curated record. The transcript has 3 exons. Gene Ontology annotation, molecular function: transcription factor binding; rDNA binding.